GUACGCUCGAGCGUCUUCCAGUACGCGACUCGUGUGCACGAGGUAAACACGGCAUCCUAUGCCAAUUAGAAUGGAAUGAUACGUAAAGAGUGAGAGAGAAUUUCGUCGCUUCCAGUCAGCUCGAUCGCAGAAUCAGCCUAGACAUGUACGGUUUCGUGAAUUACGCUCUCGAGCUCCUCGUUGUGAAGAACUUUGGCAGCAAAACAUGGGAUGAGAUAAAGAAAGAUGCUGCUGUUAAUAUGGACGGACAAUUUCUAGUACGACAAAUUUAUGACGAUGAAAUUACAUAUAAUCUUAUAGCAGCCGCUGUUAAUCGAUUGAACAUUCCUGCAAACGAUAUAUUGGAACUGUUCGGACGAAUGUUCUUUGACUUCUGUCAGGAUUCCGGAUACGAUAAAAUCCUUCAAGUUCUUGGGGCAACACCUAGAGAUUUUUUGCAGAAUUUAGAUGCACUUCAUGAUCAUUUGGGUACUUUGUAUCCUGGAAUGAGGGCACCAUCUUUUCGAUGUACAGAAAGACCAGAGGAUGGUGCUUUGGUAUUGCAUUAUUACUCGGAUCGACCGGGUUUGGAAUACAUCGUUAUUGGAAUUGUUAAGACCGUGGCGAAAAAGCUUCACGGGACAGACGUGGACAUGGAGAUCCUGAAGACGAAAAACGAAUGUGAUCAUGUUCAAUUCUUGAUAACCAAUACAUCGGGACCCGGUGUCGUUUCGAAUUCUAUGAUCGUCGAACAUGAAAUGUUGUCUGCUGAACCAAAGGUGAGCCCCACUACGUUUUGCAGAGUGUUUCCUUUCCAUAUUAUGUUCGACCGGGAUCUUACGAUAGUGCAAACAGGCUACACCAUCACUCGUAUUUUACCACAGGUCUGCAGUGGUAGUUGCAAAUUAACCGACAUACUUUUUGCCGUCAGGCCGCAUUUGGAAUUAACAUUUGAAAACAUACUGUCACACAUAAACACUGUCUACGUGUUGAGGACUAAAAAAGGAGCGAUGCGUGUUGCAUCCUCGGAAGAAUACGCGUAUCUACGUCUGAAGGGUCAAAUGUUGUACAUACCUGAGAACGAUCUGACAAUUUUCCUCUCUUAUCCCAGUGUUAUGAAUCUCGACGAUCUUACGAGACGUGGUUUAUACCUAAGCGAUGUGCCACUACACGAUGCAACGAGGGACCUCGUCUUGAUGUCGGAGCAGUUCGAAGCGGAUUAUAAGUUGACAAGAAACUUGGAAUUACUCACCGAUAAGUUACAGCAGACGUAUCGUGAACUCGACGGUGAGAAGCAAAAGACCGACAGGUUACUAUACUCUGUAUUGCCGAUUUCCGUGGCGAACGAACUUAGGCAUUCGAGGCCAGUACCCGCAAAGAAAUACGAUUGCGUGACACUUCUCUUCUCGGGAAUCGUCGGGUUUGGAGCUUAUUGUGCAGCUCACACAGAUUCUGGUGGUGCUAUGAAGAUUGUUAACAUGCUCAAUCAAUUGUAUACUGCUUUCGACGUACUCACCGAUCCAAAGAAGAAUCCUAAUGUUUACAAGGUGGAAACUGUAGGCGACAAAUAUAUGGCGGUGAGCGGAUUACCAGAACCAUGUCGUUGUCAUGCACGAUGUAUAGCACGACUUGCGCUAGAUAUGAUGGAUCUUGCCGCAGACGAGGUCCAAAUCGAUGGAGAACCUGUGAAAAUCACCAUCGGUAUACACAGUGGCGAAGUUGUAACUGGAGUAAUCGGACAUCGUAUGCCACGAUAUUGUUUGUUUGGAAAUACCGUAAAUCUUACCAGUCGAACGGAAACUACCGGAGAACCCGGUAAAAUAAAUGUUUCGGAGGAUGCUUACAGUUCGCCUAGUUGGAAAUCGCGUUUUAUCUGCAAUCUAUGUAGGAGCAAAGUAAAAGGCUUCGACUUCCAUCGAAAGUUAUACGAUCGACUUUUAAAAUGGUCGCAGAUAGAUACACAUACAUAUACACAUAAACGAUAUGCGAACUAUAGAGAACUCGAAGGCAAACGGCAGAGAACGAAACGAGCGAUUAAAUCGCGCUGCGCAUUUCGCACCGAGGUAAGAGGCAAUUAUUUUUUUUCCUUUUUUCGUCCACUUUCUUUUUUUCCUUAUUUUUUUUCCCCCUUCAACUCUCUUUCAUCGAUACUCGCCUUUGCGUUCACCGUAAUUUUCCCAGCUAGUGUUAGGUACGUAAGUACUUACCUGUAUUUACGUACGAAUUUUCCAGAGGAAGGAUUACACGUGUGCCGUAAGGUCAGAAUAUUACGUGCAAUUAUCGAUCGACUCGUACUAUCGGGAAGCCGUUUCCCUCACAUCUAAUAGCACUGGGAGUUCUCCAUGAUUUACGAGAUCGUCGCUUACGCCAAUAUUACGGAUAGUUUUCUCGUAAUUUACACGUUAACCGUGUGCUUGACGUAAGUUUCUUUAACAUAGAUCUGUCUCCUUCUAUCAUCGAGUAAUAAAUGCGAAAAGUUUUUCCGAUACAUAACGGAAAGUUGAUUACGAACUGUUCCUAAUUAGUAUAAUUCUAUGUUGAAAAAUAUUUCCAAGCAUGUUGGAGUUAAAUUUUUUUAUGAAAACAAAAAUUACACACGUGUAGAUAAAUAGCUAUGUGC
This is a messenger RNA of Vespula pensylvanica (western yellowjacket), 2599 nucleotides long. RefSeq names its product guanylate cyclase soluble subunit beta-1 (gene Gycbeta100B). NCBI's taxonomy places the organism in Eukaryota, Metazoa, Arthropoda, Insecta, Hymenoptera, Vespidae. Gene Ontology annotation, cellular component: guanylate cyclase complex, soluble. Gene Ontology annotation, biological process: cGMP biosynthetic process; response to oxygen levels. The record is from RefSeq and is a predicted model, not a curated record. Gene Ontology annotation, molecular function: heme binding; guanylate cyclase activity. Bases 144 to 2303 code for a protein of 719 amino acids. The transcript is spliced from 14 exons.